Arabidopsis lyrata subsp. lyrata is the source of this 742-nucleotide messenger RNA. RefSeq names its product calcium-binding protein PBP1. Gene Ontology annotation, molecular function: calcium ion binding. The coding region runs from base 171 to 563 and encodes 130 amino acids. The transcript has a single exon. Lineage: Eukaryota; Viridiplantae; Streptophyta; Magnoliopsida; Brassicales; Brassicaceae. The record is from RefSeq and is a predicted model, not a curated record.
CCUUCAUUAUCUUAGCUGGCUUCCAUGGAUGUUCCUUCUCAGAAAUCCCAAUUUCUCUUCCUUUAUAUUCUCAUUCACUCCUCAAACCAAUAACAUCGAUCAAACAAACAAACAAACCUUCCUUAAUCAGAACCCAAUUUCAGAUUAUUUAAACAACAUCGUCGGCUCUAAUGGCGUCACCAAAGUCACCUACAAGACCAUCCCAACAAAACCCACAACCCAAUUUCCACGAUUUCCUUCCUGCGAUGGCCGGGAACCUAGGCGGUGAGGGUCUGAUCGGAGAGCUCUGUAACGGAUUCGAGCUCUUGAUGGACAGAGAGAAAGGUGUCAUCACUUUCGAGAGUCUCCGACGUAACGCAGCGGCGGUUCUGGGUCUCGGAGAUUUGACUGAUGAAGAUGUCCGGUGUAUGAUUAAAGAAGGGGAUUUUGACUGCGACGGUGCGUUGAACCAGAUGGAGUUUUGUGUGUUGAUGUUUAGGCUUAGCCCUGAUUUGAUGGAGGCGUCGCGGUGUCUCGUCACGGAGGCGAUUGAGGAGGAGUUCGGAUUCACGCGCCGGCAUUGACACCGGAGAGAUUUGGGAGAUUUAAUUCGAUUCAUUUGUUACCUUUUUCUUAUUUUCCAUUAAUGUUACCAUUCACAUAAUUCUUUGAAUCAUACUUAAUACAAUUUAGUUUAUAUAUAAAAAUUGAUGUUGAUCGGAUGUUAUGAACAAAUAUGAAAUAAAGAAAAAAAUAUGCGUAA